AUUUCAUUUUAGUCUUCUUUCUCAAUUUUAUAUAAAUAAUUCACCAGCCCUCUCUCUCUGUCUCUCUCUUCGUUUGGCCCAGAACCCCGUUUGCUUCUGAGCUGCAACACCAAAGGAACAAGACAAAGUUGCAGAGGCACGGACCCCCUUCCGGAGCAGCACCAACCUUCACCGGAGAAGCUUUCGCCCUUGGAUCGUCUUUCUUGCAAGGCCUUGGCUCUCUUGCAACUGUGUGGCUCCUCAAAUGGCCUUCCAUGGCUCCGCCAUCGCCGUCUUCUCAGUCGGUGGCCGGAGGUGAUUGACCAAUCCAGUGGAACCGCAGGGGGCAUUGGUUGGCUAAUUCUUCUGGAAUAUUCUGGCAUUGAAUUGCUGCAUCUGCAGUCAGAUACUGUUUCAUACAAGAGGAUCUGAUGGAGCUGAAAGUUUCGUCUCCAAAACCAGGUCUUUCUCCUUCUGAUUGUGUCAGCGAUCCUGAAGAGAAAGAAGUCAGUGAUGAUGAUGAUGACGAUCGCAACCAUAAGCAUCGCAGGCGGGACACACGGUCUCAAUCUUUGGAGAGAGAUGCUGCAGAACAAGUUUUCACAAGGCCUUUCAGAAGGCGAAAUAAACCCUUUGAAAAUGGGCAUUCUUUCAGAGAAAGUGAUUCUCAGUCUAGUGAAACCUGGAAAAGCUACAACAGUGCGCCUCUGGAGAAAGACUUGUCUGCAAAGUUUGAAAAACGACGCACUGGCCUAGCUACAUUAGCUCGGUCAUCUUUUGACUUAAAUCAAAGAAUCAGGGUAAACCAAUCAUUUUCUGGAGACCCUGGUCUUGGUAGGGGAAGAGGAAGAGAUUCUGGUACUUGGAACCAACGUGAUUCUAGGUUCAAUUCCGUUGAUAUUGCUUCUCAAAUGAUUCAGCAGGGAUCUGUUCCUCCAAGUCUAUAUGCAGGAAGGGGAAUGUCUAGUGUUUCAAAUGCACCGAAUGCAUCCUGGGGCACAUUUGGAUUAAUUCCAGGAAUGCCAAAUGGUGGUCUGGAUACACUUCAUUCUCUGGGUUUGCAAGGAACACUUAGACCACCUAUCACACCUUCUUUGAGCAUGGGCAUUCCACGACAACGGUGUAGAGACUUUGAGGAGCGUGGAUUUUGUCUUAGAGGGGACAUGUGCCCAAUGGAGCAUGGUGUCAAUCGGAUUGUGGUUGAAGAUGUGCAGAGCCUUUCUCAGUUUAACCUCCCUGUCUCUCUUCCAAGUGCACACUUACUGGGAACACCUGCUGGACCCGGUCCUUUAUCUUCAGUUAGUCCCCCAUCAGGUAUAUUGAUGAACAGUAAAGGCUUACAUAACAAAAACAACAAGCCAGGAAUGACUGAAGAUGGAGUAGGCUUAAAUGGUGCCUUUACUGGUUCUGCUGGUGCAAGUGGUGCUGAUUUAUAUGAUCCUGACCAGCCUCUCUGGAAUAAUUGUCCUGAAACAUCAAGUGCACUCCUUACAGUGCAUUCACCAAAGAUUGAUGAGACUGAGUCCCUGUUGGAUGCUGAUCUUUCUGCUAACUAUCAUGGCAGACUAUGUGACAGUGGUGAUAAUGACCGCUCGGUAAGGAGUACCAGUACCACUGUUGGUUCACAGAAUACAAGCUCUUCUGUAUGGGGAAGGAUUGGUGGUUCAAAAAAUAGAAUGGAACUGAAAGAGAAAAUAGACUCUACAGUAAGCUCGUUAAAUUUUCGUGAAAAUGAAUCAAUGGAGGAUCAAGAGGUAUUUGACGGUGUUCAAGGUACUGCUCGUCAAGGAAAGCGGAUUAUUUCUGAGAGCAUUGGUUCAAAAGCCAUGGAUUUUCCUUCCAGGACACAGAGUGAUUCUGCCCGUAAUAUCCGAAAACCAUCUCAAAAGGCAUUACGAACCCUUUUUGUCAAUGGUAUUCCCCAGAAAAACAACAAAAAGGAAGCUCUUCUUUUGCAUUUUAAAAAAUUUGGGGAGGUUGUUGACAUCUACAUUCCAUCAAACAGCGAAAGAGCUUUUGUCCAGUUCUCUAAAAGGGAAGAAGCAGAAGCUGCUCUAAAGGCGCCUGAUGCUGUGAUGGGUAACCGCUUCAUCAAGCUAUGGUGGGCCAAUCGGGAUAGCAUUUCUGAUGAUGGUAUAAACAGCGGCAAUGGUGCAUCUAUAGCCCGCCGUGGUGCAUUAAUGGGUUCAGUUGCACCCAAUUUGUCUGUUAAUGCAGAAAAAGAUAAUCCCCAAUAUGGAGCUCAUCAGGUUAGUGUUGUCCAUGCUUCUGAUGCACCUGUAGCUGCCCCUGAUCAUUCAAAAGCCGUUGGCACAAAUAGUCCCAGGGCUCCUCCUUUGCAGAAGAAGCUUGAUAAUUUAGAGCUGUUGAAGGAGGAGCUUCGCAAGAAGCAGGAAAUGCUGGAUCAGAAGCGUAAUGACUUCCGGCGCCAGUUGGAUAAACUUCAGAAAGCCACGGGAUUGAAGGGUGAAGUAGCUGUUGAGCAAGCUGCUAAGAAACAAAAGAUCGCAUUAGUUGGUGGUGUUGCUAAAGAUGCCACCCCAAAGCCUGCUGAUGCAGAGACUGCUGUGGCUUCAAUACAGGCUGAAAUGAUGAUAGAGAAGAACAAAUCAGGGGAGACUGUUGCAUCACAUAGCCCUAAAACUAGUUCAGCUGCGGCACUACAGGAACCUACCAACUUGAAGCAGUCAAUUCGUCCAUUAGUACCUGUAGGGACUCCAUUUCUGACAAAUAGAUUCAAAUUGGACAACCGUCCUACAGGAUUUAAAGUUAUUCCACCUUUACCAACCGGUUUUGAAAAUGUUGCCGUUUUAAAGGAGCAUUUCUCAUCAUAUGGUGACCUAUCUACUGUGGAGCUAGAUGAUUUUGAAGCACAUGAUGGUGGUAAUGGUUUAGAGGCAUCCAAAAACUGUUCAGCUUGUAUAACUUUUGCAACACGUCAGUCGGCUGAGAGGGCUUUCCUAAAUGGUAAAUGCUGGCAAGGCCACAAUUUGCAGUUUAUGUGGCUGAUGUCUAGUAUGGUGAACAAUGAGCAUGCUAUCGGAGAAAAAUCUCCUGAUGUCAUCAAUGAGCAUGCUGUCAGAGAAAAAUCUCCAUCUGCUCUUAAGGUGCCUUCAGAUGCUGACGUUCCUGUAGGAAAAUUAGCAUGCACUGUUACCGAGGAAGAAGCUAACAAAGGAAACGGAGAAGCUGAAAGCUCAGAAAGAACUAAAAGUGGCGUUGAGCAUAUUGAACGGGAUGAAGAAUUUCAGUCCAGCCCAUCCCUAACAUCACAUGAGAAACAGUUGCCUGAAGGCAAUGUUUGUUGAUGAUGGCUUGUUUGUCUUAAUUGUACAGUGAGGAAUGAAGAAACCAUCUGCAGUGAUUUCCAGAUACUCUUGUUAUUAGGGGUUUGUGAGUAGAACAGGAAGAUUACCAAACCCUCAUUCUAAAAUUGUUGAAGAAGUUAGAAUUACAGUUUUGACAUUGGGAUUUCAACACGAGGCCUGGAUCUUCAUGAUUGGAGGAGUGGACAAUGACCAAUAUAUUUGCAUCAAUGAGGUUCACUAUCUAACCCUCUUUUAUUUCUCUCGAGAGAAUAAUUGAAAUUCUUGCUGUAAUAUGCACAGAUAGCUAUGAAGUCAAAUCGAUGCGCAGUUUUUAUAGUAGCAAUUUCCAAAUUGGUUUUUUGGUUAGGUUGGAAACAUUUUUCUUGUUGAAAAAUGUGAAAAAAAAAAAAAAACCGAUCUUUCCAUUGUGCUGCUUGUCAGUUUUGGAUUUGCUGUGUUUCUCAUUCAGUGCUCUCCUGACAGCUAAGAAGUUGUAAGAACUGAAACAGAAGGUUGGAAUGUCAUAACAGCCAAUCUAGCAUGGCCUUUUGUACAA
Messenger RNA from Malania oleifera, 3843 nucleotides. Its product is annotated as zinc finger CCCH domain-containing protein 41. The coding region runs from base 411 to 3287 and encodes 958 amino acids. Gene Ontology annotation, cellular component: nucleus. The record is from RefSeq and is a predicted model, not a curated record. The transcript has 6 exons. Gene Ontology annotation, molecular function: metal ion binding; RNA binding. NCBI's taxonomy places the organism in Eukaryota, Viridiplantae, Streptophyta, Magnoliopsida, Santalales, Ximeniaceae.